GGCCAUCGCUGCUUCAUUGUACGGGCUGCUGCUGAUGCUGAGACCAUAGCGAGACUCGGCGAUUUUCUUUCCAAAAAAGGAGCAUGCCAUGGACACGGUUUCACGCGGAUUAAGACUGCUCACAUGAUGAGAAUCGAUUGCGAGGUAAGCCCUUUCUUCUCAUAGGAGAAUGAGGAAGAGGAGGAACUGGAAACCUUGGGAGCGCCUUGGAAAGUUUCUGUGAAGUCUCAAUGAAAGCAUUAGAAGAGCAUCUCUAGUAUUUGACUCAAUGGCCAAGAAAGGGCGUACGAAGAGCGAGAAGCCUGAAGCGCUCAUCUCUGCCCUACAAGCAGCCAAUGAAGAUCUCAGGUCCAAGCUGACUGACAUUCAGAUAGAGCUACACCAAGAAAAAUGCAAGGUGAGCAAACUGGAGCGCGACAAGCUUCAGGAGGUGAAGCGGGUGCGAGAGCAGGAGCAGCACCGUCACACUGCCAUGUUGACAGAGCAGCGGGCCAAGUGGCACGAGGAGAAGCAAAAGGAACUCCAGGUACUCAGGGAAAACCUGACACGGCAGCAUGAGCAGGAGCUGGCCCGCCAUGCCAAAAUCAAAGACCAGGAGAACCAGAGGCUCAAAGCCGCACUAAACACCAUGCGCGAUGGCAGCGGAGAGAAGGUGCGCACAGCACUGACCCUGGAAGCCAAGGAGGAUGCACGUCGCUUCUUUGACCAGGAGAGAGUGAAGCUGCUGCAGGAGAUACUGGAGCUGAAGUCUCUUAAGAAGCAGACCGACGAGGCUCUCAGCAACAUGAUCCAGUCUGACAAGAUGAAGGCUGGCGACCUGCGGGUGGAGCACCAGCACCACCAGGAGCAGAUCUCCAAAAUCAAGUGGGAUUCUGAGAAGGACAUCCGCAGACUGGUGGAUGAAAUCAAAUCUAAAGACCGCACCAUCUUCGCUCUGGAAAAGGAACUGGAGUCAACGGCGGGUUUCUUACAGAAGCUGCAGCUUCAGAAAGACGCCCUGGACGACCAGCUGUUCCUCGUCAAGGAGGCUGAGUGCGGCCUGGGAAGCCCGAAAAGAGAGAUUCCAGGCAGAGCUGGAGCUGGAGACGGAGCUGAGCACUGUGGUAGCCCAGACUUGAGGAGAAACCAGAGGCGCCUUGCUGAUCUCAACUCAACUAUACGCAAAUUAGAGGACCGCAACUCACUGCUGGUCGAUGAGAGGAACGAACUGCUGAAGAGAGUUAGAGAGUCAGAGAAACAUUGUAAGCCACUGCUGGACAAGAACAAGCUGCUGAGUAAGAGGAAUGAUGAUUUGACUCAGACUAUCCAGAAGCUGGAUGAGAAACUCAAGAGCCUGGUCAAGGAGAACCAUGAGAUGAAGGAGAGGAUCAGCUCCCAUCCUCCACUGAAGAAGCUGAAGUCCCUGAAUGACCUGGACCAAGCACAUGAUGACCAGGAAAUAGCCUUUUUCAAACUACAAGUCCUGGAGCAACAAAGCAUGAUUGAUGAGCUGACAAGAGACCGAGAAAAACUACUAAGAAAGAAAAGACAUAAAAGAAGUUCGAGGCCAAUAAAGAGGCACAUCGUAGUAGACACCUUCUUUGGGUAUGAUGAAGAGUCUAUGGACUCGGAGACGUCCUCAGUGGCUUCGUUCCGCAUGGACAGAACUCCUGCUACGCCCGAUGAAGACCUGGAUGAGGGUCUAGCAAACGAGGAGUCGGAGCUGCGUUUCCGUCAGCUGACCAGGGAGUAUCAGGCCUUACAGCGAGCCUAUGCCCUGCUGCAGGAACAGAAAGGAGGCAUUCUGGACGCUGAGAUGGAAGCCAAGGCUCAAGAGCACCUCCAAGCAGAUGUUCUUAGGUAUAAAGCCAAAAUAGAGGACUUGGAGAAGGAACUGACCCUGAAGGGACAGGACUCCAAAUGGGUGGAGGAGAAGCAGCUAUUCUUACGAAGGAACCAGGAGCUUUUUGACAAGGUGGAAAAGAUGGAUUCAGAGAGCAGUCGGGUGCAGCAGGAACUACAAGACUCCAGAGAUCAGAAUGAACUGUUGGAGUUUAGGAUACUGGAGCUAGAGGAGCGUGAGAGGAGGUCCCCUCCGUUCAACCACCUGAGGAUGCAUCCCUUCUCUGAGGGAGUCAGUGCACUGCAGAUCUACUGUAUGAAGGAGGGGGUCAAGGACGUGUGCAUACCAGAUCUCAUCAAACUUCUAGAUAUCCUGGGAGACAACGGGAACUUAAGAAACGAGGAGCAAGUGGCCAUUAUUCAGGCUAGCACUGUUUUGUCACUCGCAGAAAAGUGGAUUCAGCAGAUUGAAGGGACGGAGGCGUCGCUGCACCAGAAGAUGAUGGACCUGGAGAUAGAGAUGGAGAUGUUCUGUAAACAGAAAGGAUAUCUAGAAGAGGAGCUGGACUACAGAAAACAGGCCCUGGACCAGGCCUACCUGCAAAUCCAGGAGUUGGAAGCAACGUUAUACAACGCCCUGCAGCAGGACAAGGUGAUAAAGUACGGCGAGCCUCUGGACGAGCUUCAGAAGGACGAGCUGCGGACGGCGGUGGAGAAACUGAGGAGGCAGAUGCUGAGGAAGAGUCGAGAGUACGACUGCCAGAUCCUCCAGGAGAGGAUGGAGCUGCUGCACCAGGCGCACCAGAGAAUUCGUGACCUUGAAGACAAGACGGAAAUCCAAAGGAGGCAGAUUAAAGACCUGGAGGAAAAGUUUUUGUUUCUGUUCUUGUUCUUUUCUCUUGCCUUUAUCCUUUGGCCUUGAAGUCUUUGGCGUGUCCUGUAGCAGAGGUGGUGUGUCAGCUUGGAGAUCUUGUUUGUGACUACAGUGUUAUUUAUUUUCUGGACAAGUGUGGACCAAUGUGCGCAGCAGUGGCUGCUAGUGUCAUAACAUCAGUGACUGCUGUCAGUAUAGGUGGAUGUGUUGUGUGUUGGCAAUGGACGUUCACACUUCAGAUUUUAUCCUUUAGUUUUUUUCAAUGGGGGUGGGGUUCUCAGGAUACUGCCCAGGGUGACGUUUUUUGUAGAUCGGCGUUGGACAUUAAACUUCUCUAAGAACACCAAGGAGUUCUGUAACGACACUUGAUCAGACACUUACAGUAGAUACAAACACAACACGUGCACCCACAAACACACAGUUACGGACACGCAUGCAUAUACAGACGCAUGCAGAUGCAAACACAAGCAUACACACACACACACACACGCUUUGACAAAUCCAAACCAAAGCCUGGGAAAUCUUUUCUCUGCCAUGCAGGGUAAUAAUAUGUCAUCCAUCACCAUACAGCCACAGUGGGAAUAUAAGCAGACAGAAAAACUCUUAGACAACGGGGCAAACAAACCGCCGGACCACAACUUCUCUUCUUUUUCUCUUCUUUCCUUUCCAAACCCGAAAAGGACGUUCUUCACGAAUGCAACCUCUUGGCGGUAUAGAAGCGAGCCAACUCAGGGCCCAUGAGUGCAGUGGCCAGUACUGGUCACAGGUCAGAUUAUAAUAAGGAACACUAUGGGACACGGUGUGUCACCGGCUGGCCUGUUCCUAGAAUGGUGCGUACACAGACUGCUUGGACUCUCCAGAGGUUUAAAGACAGAACUACACUUCAGACUGGUGUGUGUACAGACACUAAAGGGGGAUACAGAACACUCAGGUUGACACUUCUUCACCAGACACAUGUAAGAGACUUCACUGAAGAGAGGUAAAAAGAGAAAGAAAAGGGAAAUGACACUCUGUGAUCCAGCUCCACUCAACCUCCACAGAUUGUGAAACUGCUUCUUAAUUUUUCUUAAAAACCAGCAGACUGUAAGAGCUUUAAUCUCUGGUUAUCUUUUUUUUUUUACAAAUCCUACCACUCAGAUACUGUGUCCCAAGAUGUCCACUGAGAAAACAUCCCUAUUCUGUACUAUAAUAUAUACAUUUGUUGAUAUGUACAUGUGUCUGAAUUAUUUAUUGUAGUCUCCUCUUUUAUUUCUGUGAAUAGGUGCACUUUUGUUUUACUCUCUGACGCAGCUUGAACAGUUGAUGUAGUUUAUAAAUGACUCAAAAGGGUGUACAUUGCUCUGUUUUAUUGUGGUGACGGCUGCAAAGAUGAACUUUAUUUCCUUGAAAAUUAUAACUAAGAAAUCGUUGGAAUAUGAAUGUGGAAUAAUGAAAUAUUUGCCUCCUUUUUUUUUGUUUCCUCUCCCUCUAUCACACAGUAUAAUGUAUUUAUUCAUCUGUCUAAAAACGUUGUUGCUCUGGUUGACCAGCAGGGGGUGCUGGUUUCACCUGAGCGACUUUCAAUUCGCCCUUUAACGUUGCAAGAUCUUUUAACAAACUUGUAAAUAUUUUCAGACUACCUUGCAAAAUAUCUUUAUCAACUCUGGUCAGAUGAUUGCUCAGUUUAAAUUCAUAGUUCUGUCAUCAGUUCUUCCUUGAUACGCAAAAAAUGGACAAAAGCUACUUUUUUUUUGUUGAAAUUCGACUGCAAAGACAUUACAACUUCACACAUUUCUCUGUCCCAAGAUCGCUACAGGUUCUCUCUCUCUCUCUACUCCUGUUUUUUUACUAACAAAAAUGUCUUUGAUACUAACAACCCUCUUUUACGAAAUAGUAUUUGUCACUUCUCCAAAAUGAAACAGGAGAAAGUGAACGCAACACUACACCUGCUCCACUUCUCUCCUGUCAAGCUAACGGCCCAGUCCCUGCAAUAUUUACCAGUAGACCGUGCUUGUUCCCUAUGUACCCGAGCUAGUGCGUCAGCCAUCGUACCCCCCCUCUGGCUCCAUUCACAGGUUUAGGGUAUCUAGGCAUCUCAUUACAUAGCAGAAAGUAAGUCACCCACUCCAUUCACUUUACCAAGGGGCAUGACUGAGACUAUUUUUGUGCAAACUCAGCUAACUAGCAGUUGCCUUAAAUGCACUUUCCCCUUUUUCUCCCCUUGUAUGUUCUAUUUUGACGAUUAUUUUUUUAGGCGGUUGAUAUUAUAUGUAAUGUAAUGUAUAUUUUUUGUCUUUAUUUCACAGAGGAUUUGUUUUUAUCUUUACCCUGUCUGUCUUCCAGCGAGAAUUCUACCCCUCCUCCUACCUUCGUCUAGAUUAUUACAUAAACAGAAAAAAAAGGAGUAAUGCUGUAAAAAAAAUAAAAACAAAUACAUGGCCUUUGACCUUU
This is a messenger RNA of Cottoperca gobio, 5125 nucleotides long. RefSeq names its product janus kinase and microtubule interacting protein 2 (gene jakmip2). Bases 269 to 2743 code for a protein of 824 amino acids. Gene Ontology annotation, molecular function: microtubule binding; kinase binding. Lineage: Eukaryota; Metazoa; Chordata; Actinopteri; Perciformes; Bovichtidae. The record is from RefSeq and is a predicted model, not a curated record. The transcript has 24 exons.